Molecule: messenger RNA, 963 nt
Organism: Spodoptera littoralis (African cotton leafworm)
Lineage: Eukaryota; Metazoa; Arthropoda; Insecta; Lepidoptera; Noctuidae
Source: the annotation of a GenBank genome assembly
AUGAGAUCUGCUGUGUUAACAUCGAUUUUUGCCAUUUUGGCGGUUAAUGUUUCUCUAGUCUUUGGUUGGGGUUACAGAGCCUCUGAUCAGAGGCGCUGGGCCGUCCUCCACCCGGCUUGUGGAGGUCGGCAACAGUCCCCCAUCGCCAUAGCUGCUCGUCAAGCUAUCCCCAUCUCCAUACCUGCUAUGGAAUUGAUCGGCUACCAAAACCCAUUGCCUGGUCCUCUUACGAUCACCAACAAUGGACAUUCAGUUGCCCUCACCAUUCCCAAGUACAGUUCUGAAGAAGAAAAGAAAGGAUUCCGUCUUCCCUUCAUCUUCGGAGGCCCCUUGGACAAUGAGUAUGAGAUUGAAGGCCUACACUUCCACUGGGGAGACAAGAACAACCGAGGUUCUGAACAUACUCUCAAUGAUAUGCGAUUACCUUUGGAAAUGCAUAUCAUUCACAGGAAUAAGAAGUACAGGAACCUUGCUGAAGCCCUGCAGCACCCUGAUGGUCUUUGCGUGCUUGCAUUCUUCUACCAAGUUGUAGAAUUCGAUGCCAAGCUCCUGACUCCCAUCGUCAAGAAUCUGUCAGCUAUUGAGAACUAUAACACCUCCAUGCAACUGCCACAUACCUUCUCCCUGUCCUCCAUCCUAUCAGGAUUGGAUACUGAGCGUUUCUACACUUACAAGGGAUCUCUGACCACGCCCCCUUGCGCCGAAGCCGUCACAUGGGUCGUCUUCUCAGACUACCUUCCAAUCUCCGUGUUCCAGAUGGACAACUUCCGCGGUCUCCUGUCUAACCUGAACUUGCCUCUCGUGGACAACUUUAGACAGUUACAACCGUUAUUUGGCCGGCGUAUAUUUGUUCGUAUAACAUCGAAGAAUCCCAAAUUUAAGAAGACUAAACUCCACUACUCCAAGUGGGACUGGGUCGGCCACAAGAAGGCCGAGAAUGACGUUGCUGAGUUCGACGAAUAA